Delphinapterus leucas (beluga whale) is the source of this 1129-nucleotide messenger RNA. The record is from RefSeq and is a predicted model, not a curated record. Lineage: Eukaryota; Metazoa; Chordata; Mammalia; Artiodactyla; Monodontidae.
UGGCUUUCUCUGGCAGGCUAUGGAACGCUGACUUGGUUCUGUAUUUGAGAAUGUAGAGGUCAAGGUAAACGUGGAUUUGGAAUUAGCCAUUUCUCUAAGGAGCCUGCUGCUUCUGCAAGGGAGGCCUGAGGAUUUGUGAGUGGAAGAUUCUCAGAUUUGUUUGAGUCUGCCCAAAUACCCCCAUUCCAGAUCUCAAGGUCUCACUCCUUCCCAUUCAGUGCCAUACAUUUCACCUGAAAGAAUUGACACAGCUGUGAAUUCAGUUUGACUGCAAUUUUGCAAGCCACACUUAUUCGUUACUGAAGUUGGUGUGGCCAGUGCCGCUGCCGCUGCCAGAGACAUUGUCAGAAAUCUGAAUCAGGAAGAGAGGCACUUCUCUCCCGCCUUUCAUCUCCCCCCAGUGCGUCCAUUGCAGAUGCCAACACGGAGUCAGCUGGCAAGACUCUCUCAGGAGUGUGAUCUGGGAGUCUGACUCUACAUUACAUUGAGGGCACAGGAAGGCAUCGAGAGCCCAAACGUGAGCAGAACCUGGCCCUCAUCAGUGCUGCCAGCCUAGGGUUGGAGUCUCCCAAGCCUGGGCCUUGAGCACUAAAAUGCAGAUUCCUGGGCCUAUCCGCGACCCACUGAAACAGAGUGCCAGGGCCAUCUGCAUUUAUCAAGCUCCCUGGUUAACCAGCUCAGUCCUCCGUGCAUCCCGCUCGCCGGCCGCGCUCACUCACGGGCCAGGAUGGCGCUCUGUCUGGCCCUGCGCAUGGCACUGCUGCUCCUCUCCGGGGUCCUGGCCCCUGCGGUGCUCACAGCCGAGGGCCCGCAGGAGCCCGUGCCCACCCUGUGGAACGAGCCCGCCGAGCUGCCAUCGGGAGAAGGCCCCGCGGAGAGCACCAGCCCCGCUCGAGAGCCGGCGGUCAGCGGCCCGCCCGCGCCCACCGCCGCGCCGAGCCCCGAGGACAGCACCGCGCGGGAGCGUCUGGACCAGGGCGGCGGCUCGCUGGGACCCGGCGCCAUCGCGGCCAUCGUCAUCGCCGCCCUGCUGGCCACCUGCGUGGUGCUGGCGCUCGUGGUCGUCGCGCUGAGAAAGUUUUCCGCCUCUUGAAGCGAAUAAAGGGGCCGCGCCGCGGCGCGACUCGGC